Anopheles coustani is the source of this 775-nucleotide messenger RNA. It is a transcript of the gene Ms, whose product is annotated as dromyosuppressin. NCBI's taxonomy places the organism in Eukaryota, Metazoa, Arthropoda, Insecta, Diptera, Culicidae. Bases 110 to 433 code for a protein of 107 amino acids. The record is from RefSeq and is a predicted model, not a curated record. The transcript is spliced from 3 exons.
GUCCGUCUGAACUUUGUCACCAAGUGGUAUCUCGUGCCCUCGACGCGCGGUUGCAGCAAGUGCUUCAGUUUUGUCUGUAGGAAGGAUUUUUAGCAACAUCUAACUCAAUAUGGGCAGCCAACAGGUUCCGUCGCUCAAAGCGGUCACAUGUAUCGUGCUGUUCCUGUCGAUAGUGUGCAGUCUGGUGGCGGGUUCGGCCAUGCCACCGCUUUGCGAGAACAGACUGAUCGAAGAACUUCCUCCCAAGUUCCGCAAAGUGUGUGCCGCACUGGAAAACUCCAACCAGUUCGCCGAAGCACUCAAUGCGUAUAUACGAAAGGAGGCUGCUGGUAAUGCUUUUCUCUAUCUGGACGACGACAUGCUGGUGCCCGGGCAGAACGGAAAGCGGACGGAUGUGGACCACGUGUUCCUGAGGUUCGGCAGAAAGCGCUAAGCUGCAGUUGCCGGUGCGUGCACGGGAUCCAGGACGAACCGAUCAAUUUCUCAGUCUGUAACACGCUUUGGACUUUGGAUGCCCCGGGAAACGACGACGACGACCAAUCGACAUCGUGUAAAUUGUACGAGCUGAAUCAUUGAAUAAGUGUAUUGAGGAAUCAUGGAAAUUUAGCUGUAGCUGUAUUUGAGCAGAGCAAAACUAAUAUGUUUGUGUUUUCUUCCAUUCUGUUGUGUCAUACGAACUGAACCUUCCAUUCCCAGACAGAGUUGCGGUAAUAAAAAUGUAAAAUAAAACAGUAUUGUAGAACAACCAGAAUUGUCUAAAAUGUACCAAAAUAUA